Tigriopus californicus is the source of this 1508-nucleotide messenger RNA. RefSeq lists its product as uncharacterized. Gene Ontology annotation, molecular function: sequence-specific DNA binding. The record is from RefSeq and is a predicted model, not a curated record. The transcript has 3 exons. NCBI's taxonomy places the organism in Eukaryota, Metazoa, Arthropoda, Copepoda, Harpacticoida, Harpacticidae. Bases 486 to 1508 code for a protein of 340 amino acids.
ACUCCAGUCCCUUGAAUUAUAUAGCAUUCAACGAAGACACGAGCGAUACCUUAUUCUUUACAUGUUCAAGUGUCUCCACGGUCUUUGCCUCAAUCAAGGCAUUGACCGCUCCCAGAGUGACAGAAGAGGCAUUACUUGUGCCAUUCGACAUAAGGCGAGUUUGUUGGACAAUGUACAACCUUUAGCCAUAGAUUUCUAGACGCUUGAUGUCGGACGACCGACCACUCGGUUGGCUAAACAGUACAAUAAACCGGUUUGUAAUCAAUUCCCAGGAGACCAUCCAUUGUACUGUUUUACCAGCCGAGUGGUCGGUCGUCCGACAUCCAGUGUCUAGAAAUCUAUGCUUUAGCCCAUACCUCUCCGACUAUUGGGACAUUCAGGCAGAUUUUGCAGCUGAUUCGGUUAAGUAAACAAAUGUUUGUUUGCUGGUACCCGGUUAGUGUAUCGUGGGUGUAAAUUGAACAUUUUGAUAAACCCUAAAGAAUAUGCCUAAGGAAUCAGCAAGUCACAAGAAGAGAAAAAAUGGGACGUAUUGUUGCGUUGUCGAUUGCCGAAAGAGUCAGCGAGUGGAUGGUUCUCGUGGGAUCAAAUAUCACUCGUUUCCCACUGAUGAAAAGCGUUACUAUCAGUGGGUUAGAGCCGUCAGACGUGAAAACGCCCAUGGUUCGCUAUGGUCACCAAGUUAUGUGUCCCGGAUCUGCUCAUCUCACUUCGUUGGAGGUGUGAAAAGCGAUGAUCCUGAGAGUCCAGCUUACUAUGCGACGAUAUUUCCAACCAAACAUGUCAAACCCAAGACCAUGUCAGAUCUUAAAAGGUUUGAGAGAAGAAGGUCAAGGGAAAAUGCGAAGUUGAUAGCCGAAAGUGCUCAGACUAGUGAAAAGGCUCCCCAGAUCGCCGAUGAGGAUCGAUCUCUUUCCCUUGAUUCGAAUAGAACCCAAUACAACCAUGUCUUCCCUGACACUGUGGUGGGUCUAUCUAGUUGUGUGGAUGUGUCCACUCAAACGGAAGAAUCGAACGCUCCUUGUGAAUUUCGUUGGAGUUGUGAUGCAGAAAUUAAUGGCAACGUUAUGUCAUUCUUUACUAUGGCAUCUAUUCCACCUGAAAUUUGCCCCAAAAAUCCCAACAUAGACCGUGGUAAUCCAGAUCCAAACGAAUCCAAGCCGGCACUCUUUCCGAUUCUCAGCCUGAGCGAGAAACAAUUUCAAACUUUUUGCGGAAUUUCGAUCUCAGAUUUCCAAUAUCUUUUGUACAAAGGAGGAGACGACUUAAAAGACACCAGAGUGCUCUCAAGGGAACAGAAGCUUGCCCUUUUCUUCGUCAAACUGAAACUGAACUGUUCAUUUCUUGUACUUGGGGGUAUGUUUAAUGUGUCACAACAAUUUGCGAGCUCAACCUUUCGUCAAGUAUUAGAGGUCAUGUCAAUCAUCAUGAACACGUUUUUGGCUCAAACUCAAGAUUGUAAGGAGUUUCUCGAAUACUGGUGGUACGAAAGCACUUACUACUUAUAA